Messenger RNA from Glycine soja, 1563 nucleotides. Its product is annotated as caffeoylshikimate esterase-like. Gene Ontology annotation, molecular function: lipase activity. The record is from RefSeq and is a predicted model, not a curated record. Lineage: Eukaryota; Viridiplantae; Streptophyta; Magnoliopsida; Fabales; Fabaceae. The coding region runs from base 178 to 1167 and encodes 329 amino acids. The transcript has a single exon. Gene Ontology annotation, cellular component: membrane.
UAUCAAGGGGGUGCAAACAAAAUGAGAGUGGUAUUCAGCUAACAGGCCAAGCCCAAAAAAAAGUCACCAACUUGCCGUGAUGAUUACCACCAACCAUAACAAUCUCCGUAGUGGUGGUGGGGUUGGUUCAGCCUCUCUCUAUUUCUUUCAACGAACUUUCUCACACCCUCCAUCGCAAUGGCACCGGAAUCGGAGGUUCACCCUAAUUUCUGGGGCCACACCCCCGAAGAGGAAUACUACACCUCCCAAGGCGUCCGCAACACCAAGUCCCACUUCGAAACCCCUAAUGGCAAAAUCUUCACCCAGUCCUUCUUCCCUCUCAACCUAGAACCCCAUGAAGUCAAAGCCACCGUCUUUAUGACCCACGGCUACGGCUCCGACACUGGCUGGCUCUUCCAGAAAAUCUGCAUCAACUUCUCCACCUGGGGCUACGCCGUCUUCGCCGCGGACCUCCUCGGCCACGGCCGCUCCGACGGCCUCCGCUGCUACCUCGGCGACAUGGACAAAAUCGCCGCCACCUCCCUCUCCUUCUUCCUCCACGUCCGCAAUAGCGAACCCUACAAAAACCUCCCCGCGUUCCUCUUGGGCGAAUCCAUGGGAGGCUUAGCCACCUUACUCAUGUACUUCAAAUCAGAACCGAACACGUGGACGGGCCUGAUGUUCUCCGCGCCACUCUUCGUGAUCCCCGAUGACAUGAAACCCAGCAGGGUACACUUAUUCAUGUACGGUCUCUUGUUCGGUCUCGCUGACACGUGGGCGGCCAUGCCGGAUAACAAAAUGGUCGGAAAGGCCAUUAGGGAUCCGGAGAAGUUGAAGGUCAUAGCGUCGAACCCGAGGCGCUACACGGGCCCACCUAGGGUGGGGACCAUGCGGGAGCUCCUCAGGGUCACACAGUAUGUACAGGAUAAUUUCUCUAAAGUGACGGCGCCGUUUUUCACUGCUCACGGAACCUCUGACGGCGUUACCUGCCCUUCGUCGUCGAGGCUACUGUAUGAGAAGGGUUCCAGUGAGGAUAAGUCGUUGAAGCUCUACGAUGGAAUGUAUCACUCUUUGAUUCAGGGAGAGCCCGAUGAGUCCGCCAACCUUGUGUUGGGGGACAUGAGGGAGUGGAUUGAUGAGAGGGUUCGUAGGUAUGGGCCUAACAAAAAUCCCCAGUCAAACAAUUAAUUGGUUCCACAUUGCUUAUUAUGUGUCAAUCAAAACUUUUAUCAAAGGUUAAUCAGAAUUAUUACUACUGUUAUGUCAAGAGUAGUAACGUUCUAUGUUAUUUGGAUCUGCUAUACAGUUGAUUCGGGAUCAAUUGCCAUGAUUAAAUUUAGUGUUUGGUUGUUCCUAUGUGAAUGAUAUUGAGAGUAGAGACAGUUGUGGUGAUAAAAAGUUGUUGCUAGGUGUUGUUGUUGAGUAAUGACCAUCAGAGACAACGUUGGCUAGGAGUGCAAACGCAGCUAACAAAACAACUUCAACGAAAAUAAGUUUUACUUUUCAGUGUUGCUUUGGUAUGUUUCAUCCUUUUGCAACAUUAAGACAAUUUAUGUGAAUUGAUGCUACGAGUUGUUUUCUUCA